CGCUUUGGGUGGCCUUCCGCUCGGGCGGCUGGCGGGAGGGGCUCGGGGGCCAUCUGGCGGGCUCCCCGGCGCCUCGGCCCUUGGAAGUGCGAUGAGAUCGGUUAGCUACGUGCAGCGCGUGGCCCUGGAGUUUAGCGGGAGCCUCUUCCCGCACGCAAUCUGUCUCGGAGACGUGGAUAACGAUACGUUAAAUGAGCUGGUGGUGGGCGACACCAACGGAAAGCUGUCCGUGUAUAAGAAUGAUGACAGCCGGCCAUGGUUCACCUGUUCCUGCCAGGGAAUGUUGACUUGCGUCGGGGUUGGAGAUGUGUGCAAUAAAGGAAAGAACCUGGUAGUGGCGGUGAGCGCUGAAGGCUGGUUUCACUUGUGUGACCUAACACCCACCAAGGCCCUGGAUGCCUCUGGGCACCAUGAAACACUAAUGGGAGAGGAGCAGCGGCCGAUCUUCAAGCAGCACAUCCCUGCCAACACCAAGGUCAUGCUGAUCAGCGACAUCGACGGAGACGGACGUUGUGAGCUGCUGGUAGGUUACACGGACCGCGUGGUACGUGCCUUCCGCUGGGAAGAUCUGGGAGAGAGCACUGAUCACCCCACGGGGCAGUUGGUAUCUCUCAAGAAGUGGAUGCUGGAGGGCCAGGUGGACAGUCUGUCAGUGACUCCAGGGCCCCUGGGUGUUCCUGAACUGAUGGUUUCUCAGCCAGGCUGUGCUUAUGCAAUCCUACUGUGUACCUGGAACAAGGACACUGAGCAACCCCCUACCUCUGAGAGCACCCCAGAGGGCAGUAGGGAGAGCCCAGCGGCCCGAGAUGUCGUGCUGCACCAGACCUCUGGCCGCAUCCACAACAAGAAUGUCUCCACUCACCUCGUGGGCAACAUCAAACGAGGCCAUAGCCCUGAGAGCGGUGGCUCCGGCCUCAUUGCCCUCUGCACCCUGGAUGGGACGCUCAAGCUGAUGGAGGACGCAGACAAGCUGCUGUGGUCGGUGCAGGUGGAUCACCAGCUUUUCGCUCUAGAGAAAUUGGAUGUCACGGGUAACGGGCAUGAGGAGGUAGUGGCCUGUGCUUGGGACGGACAGACGUACAUCAUCGACCACAACCGCACCGUUGUCCGCUUCCAAGUGGAUGAGAACAUUCGUGCCUUCUGCGCAGGCCUAUAUGCCUGCAAAGAGGGCCGCAACAGCCCCUGCCUCGUGUAUGUCACGUUCAACCAGAAGAUCUACGUGUACUGGGAGGUGCAGCUGGAGCGGAUGGAGUCCACCAACCUGCUGAAACUCCUGGAGGCCGAGCCAGAGUACCAGAGCCUGCUGGAGGAGCUGGGCGUUGAUCCUGAUGACCUCCCAGCUGCCCGCAAACUGCUUCACCAAACCCUCUACCAUCCAGACCAGCUGGCACAGUGUGCUUCCACAAACUCCCAGGAUCCCACCUAGCUGGGCUUGCCACUUGGCUGAGGCAGAUUCCUUGAACCUCCCCACCCUUCAAGGUACCGUGUUGUUGGUUGGAUAGGGACUCUGCAUGACAGAGGAGCACGGCAGGAUGGCAGUGACCCUGGGGUCAACUAAAGAACUGUCAACUCUAGAUCCCGUGGUCUUUUUGGUGGAAGACGAGACAGGUUGCCCUCUGCCCAUUUCCUUGCGUACCUUACCCAACGCGUCAGCAGGUCUGCCCAACCUUGUUCCACAUCGUCUGGUACAUUCCUAUGCCCAGAAUUCCCACUCCCUCUGUCAAGAAGGCAGACUUGUUUGUGAGGAGGGGAUACAGAUCUAGUGUGUGGCCCUGACACCCUUAGGAGACCAGGCUUAGAUGCUGCUAGAGCUGUGAGGUAAGGGCCCCACCCCUUCCUGAGCACCGUCGCUGUGGCACAGAAGCCAUCCGCAUCAGCAGCUCUGACUGGAAUGACAAACAACUAACUUUGGCUUGGAGGGAUUUUUCAAUUAAAAUUUACAGACAAUUUACAGUCUGGUCUUCCUGUGUUCCCAGCAACCCUGAGAUGAUUACCAAAGACACUAGCUCAGCACAUUCUCAGUAGCCGUGUUCUUCAGGUACCAUGCAGCUUCGCAGGCCUUGCUUCCAUCUCCCUCUCAAAACACCUCAUGGUUAGACAGGAGACAUUUAAAAUCUGAUGCCGGUUUAUGAACCAGACCACAGCAUCAGAUCAGAUAUUGGACCACUUUUAUACCUUCUGCUCUUGAUUCUGCGUGCCCUAAAUCAGUGUCUUUCAAGUUAUAGGUUGUAAUUCUUUGGUGGACUGUGAUCAACAUUUUUUGAAUAAAUGGAAUGGAAAAGAAUAAAUUAGAAUGGAAGAUACCAGAGUAUUGCUCACAGCGCAGGUUAGCACUGCUGGGUGUUGCGUGCGUACGUGUGUGUGUGGUGCCUACAGUGUAAACUCUUUCCUGCUGUUAAGUGGUGCCCAAACAUGUUUGAAAGCCACUCCUCUCAAUAAUCCUGACCUGGGAGGGGUCUACAUUCAUAUUUCCUAUCAGGGCAAAGGGAUCUUCAACUCCUGAUAAGCAGGGAGCCAGACAGAGGACAUCGGUGUAGAGAAACAGGUGUUUAUUCAGAAGGAGAGCAGCUGAGCUAAGGCCCGCCACUGGGCCCGGGAUCUGCAGUUACAGAAGCAGCAGAGGCUGAAGGGAGCGAAUCAGGUGGGACCCAGGAAAGCCAAGGUCAUGAGCAAGGCAGUGUGGGGCCAGGGUACUCUUCCACGAGUGAUAGGGCGGCCCGC
Messenger RNA from Talpa occidentalis (Iberian mole), 2721 nucleotides. RefSeq names its product integrin alpha FG-GAP repeat containing 2 (gene ITFG2). Bases 92 to 1426 code for a protein of 444 amino acids. The transcript is spliced from 12 exons. Gene Ontology annotation, cellular component: KICSTOR complex. Gene Ontology annotation, molecular function: protein binding. Gene Ontology annotation, biological process: regulation of TOR signaling. NCBI's taxonomy places the organism in Eukaryota, Metazoa, Chordata, Mammalia, Eulipotyphla, Talpidae. The record is from RefSeq and is a predicted model, not a curated record.